AUGGAGAACAUAAGAAAAAACCGAGUUAUCAAUGUUGUAGUUCAUCAUCAGCAGGUGUUAACCGAUCAAUCCGGAGAAAUACGUGAAUUUGGUGUUACGCAGAAUUCGGCUUUAGCCCGUAUAUUAUCAAAUGGCAUAUUUCGAGUUAUUAUAGCUGGUGCACCAGAUAGCAAUUGUGGACCACUGUGUCUUGAUCAUUCAAACAACAACAGGAAUUCUAGUGAUUUCUUUUACAAUGGUACAACACAACAAAUAACUGCUGGAUAUCCGUUUGAUUUUUAUACAUUUUUGGGAUAUGAACUAAGUCAGAUCUUAUAUGUUGUCGUUCAACCGACGUUUAUUUUUUCUGAAGGUGAUGGUUCGUUCGAUCAAAUUGAACUAAUAAUAAAUAAUAAUCAAGCUGAAAUUAGUGAUCCGAGCUGGCUUUUUCGUCCAGCUCGAAUAGCACAACUAGCCGCCACAUGUUCAUUCAUUCGUAAGGAUGAAUAUAUAGCCUUAGCAGGUCCUUUAUCAAUGCCGGGUAAUAUUCCACUGACCAAUUCAACGACUACAGUUGACUUAGCUGCUAUAUCUGGACUGGUUAUAGCGGUGGCAUGCGCUGGAGGUAGUCAAGAUAUUACAGCAAAAAAGCUAUUCACGAUCGCUACAAUAAUUUAUUAUUGUGAAAAUUCAGCUCAAAUGUAUGAAGACGUUGCUAAUGGAGAAAAUGCAAGUGUUGUAUUUGUUACUGUUCAAGGUGAAGUAGCAACUUUUGGUUUGGUUCAACGAAAUGGUCAAAAUCGAUCAGGUCUAAGAGUUUUACCAAAUACAGUAACACCUUUUGAUACUAUUGGAGGCAGCGUUUGCCUUUACAGUAAACGUUGA
Didymodactylos carnosus is the source of this 864-nucleotide messenger RNA. The record is from the annotation of a GenBank genome assembly. NCBI's taxonomy places the organism in Eukaryota, Metazoa, Rotifera, Eurotatoria, Philodinida, Philodinidae.